UAUCCGCAUUCGUGUUUGAAAUUUUGCCGUGAGUGGUGUCGGAACGGAACAGUGUGUACCAAAAAACAGAAGACAGAGCAGUGCAGAGCAUAGCCAAAAACCACAAUUCGCGCGCGUGCAAAUUCUGUGCCUCUCACCCUUCCAACUCCUAACCCGUUGGUGUAACAUUGCUGUGGUGUGGCGAGAGAGGAACUUGUUUUCGGGGCGGGGCGCCACCACAGUCGUCCACAAUAGUCAGCGGUCUGGUCCGGUCCGCGGUCUGCCGCGUGCGUGUGUGCAAAAAAUUAAUGAAAUGUUUUCCCCCGCUUUAUGAAUGAUUUGCACCCGCGAGCAUUUCCCAUAGAAAACAUACCACAAAAAUUAUUAUUGCUGUGUGUCGUCUAUUUUUGUUUGAUUACUGUGCGUGCCAGCAGGAGGUAGUACUAGUACUAUAGCUCCCCCUCGAUCCGGCCAGAUAUUGCCAAUAUUUUCAGAGACUUUGCAAAUAUCUGCUGCUUAGAGAAGGAUUAUUCAGAGAGAGAACGAGAGCCAGAGAGUGAUUGGAAACGCAUGUGUUCUUCGGGUAUAUUCGAGCAACAAUAUGUUUGACAACAAAGUUCCGGCUUUCAAAUUGAAAUUGAAUUUAAUAUAAUAAAUACAAAAAGAGAGACAGAGAGACAAAUACACUGUUUGAAUUGUUAAUGAGCCACAACAACAACAACAACAACGGCACAACAAUAAAAAGUGUUAAAUGCUGAUGACGUUGGAGCUGCCAGUGUCACUGCCAUCUGCCACCAGAAAUUGCCGCUGCCGCUGCUGCUGCCACUCCUGCCACCUAUUCACCAGUGCUGAAAAGUCAAUUAAAGGCGAAUGUCGGAGUCGAAAUACGAAAGCCAUUGGCAAACUUGGCCAAAGCGUAUUUAGCCCGAUAUAAAAGCGGGCACAGCAGACGAGGAACCAGCAAAAGACAGUCCACACACAGCAAAACCACCAUUCAACAGAGAGACAAUCACACAGGCCGACAGGCAGACAGGCAGACAGAGAGGAGACCAGACGGUCAGGCAGGAAGGGCAGAGCCCAGUGUCCAGUGUCCAGUGUCCAGAGGGGAGACGUGAGAGACGUGUAAUGAGCAGACGACGGUCGUCGUCGUCGUCGUCGUCGUCGUUGGCUAGGGCAAUUACCAUGUCGUCGUCCUCGCCGACCUCAUCGCUGUUGUCGCUGCUAGGCCUGGUGCUGGUGGUGCUUGUGGGCUUACUGCAGCCAACAAAUGGCCUGGCAAAUUGUCCAAAUGGCUGUGAAUGCGAUGACGACACCCUGAUGGUCAACUGCGGCGAGGGGCGGCUGGAUGUCCUCCCCAUAGCCCUCAAUCCGGCCAUCCAGCGGCUGGUCAUCAAGAACAACAAACUGAAGACCAUCGACUCGUCGAUGCAGUUCUAUGCGCAGCUGACAUUCCUCGACUUGUCCUUCAACGACAUGGUAACCAUACCAGAGCGCUCCUUCGCCUACCACGCCAAGCUGCAGGAGCUCCAUCUCAACCACAACAAGAUUGGCCAGGUCUCCAACAAGACCUUCACGGGCCUCUCCACCAUCAGUGUGCUCAAUCUGCGAGGCAAUCUCAUUGCGGAGCUCGAGUUCCGCACCUUCUCGCCCAUGGUGCGGCUGGAGGAGCUGAAUCUGGGCCAGAACCGCAUCAGCCACAUCGAUCCGCAUGCCCUCGACGGUCUGGUCAAUCUGCGGGUGCUCUAUCUGGACGAUAACACCCUGACGACUGUGCCCUCGCAGCUGACAUUCCAAAGUCUGCCCAGUCUGGCGGAACUCUACUUGGGCACCAACUCCUUCAUGACCAUUCCCGGCGGUGCCUUCCAGGACCUCAAGGGUCUCACCCGGUUGGAUCUGCGCGGUGCCGGACUGCACAACAUCUCGGCCGAGGCCCUCAAGGGGCUGGAGUCGCUGCGCUACAUGGAUCUGUCGGACAAUCGACUAACGGCCAUACCCACGGCUGCCCUGCAGCGUCUGGGCCGCCUGGAGGAGCUGAGUAUUGGCCAGAACGACUUUGAGGUGGUUGCCUCGGGCGCCUUUGCCGGACUGCGUGAGCUGCGGCGGCUCGAGCUGACGGGAGCCCAGCGGCUGAGACGCGUCGAGAGCGGCGCCUUCACGGCCAACACCAAUCUGGAGCAACUGAAUCUGUCCAGCAACAAGCAGCUGAACGAGCUGCAUGCCAACGCUCUGGGCGGUCUGCCGCAUCUCAGCUCGGUGAUCCUCAAGGAGAAUCAGCUGAGCACCCUGGCCGAGGGCCUCAUACCGUGGGCCGACCUGCAGACCCUCGACCUCUCCGAGAACCCCUUCGUCUGCGACUGCCAGCUGAUGUGGCUGCGCAAUCUGCUGAUCAGCAAGAACGCCAGCAACCAGUACGCUCCGGUGGUGUGCGCCUACCCGGCCACGCUGCGGGAUCUGCCGCUCGCCCAGCUGUCGGAGCCGCUGCUCGGCUGCACCCACGGAGCGGCCAACAAGCAGGCCAUCAUCGGGAUCCUGGUGGUGGCCUGUGCGGCACUCAUCACCACUCUGGCCCUGGUGCUGUACACCUGCAGGCGGCGCAUUCGGGAGAUGCUGAAGGGACACUCGGCGCUGGGCAGGAAGGAGCGCGAGUACCAGAAGACAUUCUCCGACGAGGAGUACAUGACGCGACCGCCGCCCGGCUGCGGGGGAGUGCAUCCCGCGGGUGCGUAUCCCUGCAGCCAGUCGCAGUAUAUGGGCAGUCGGCCGAUUCCAGUGACCGAGCUAUAGCUAGAAGCUCCACCCCCACCUCAGAUGCGGGGUAGGGGUGGCAUCGCCUCCACCACCAGCACCACCGGUAGCAGCACAGCAGCACCGCUGCAGCAGCUGCAAGUGCCCAGCCCCGUCGAUCAUGCCGCCGCCGCCUCCUCCUUUGCCCAGCUCAGCCACAUCCACUACAUGACCAACAACCAGACCCAGAUUCCGAGCCCCAGCCAGACGCAGAUGCACCACUCGCAGCAGGACAUGCGCCUGCUGGCCAACGGCGGUGGCAAGGCUCUGAACGCCGCCUCCCUGCCACGCCACAGGAUGCAGGAGAGCACCCUCUCGCACUACAGCCAGCCCCUUGCCCUUGCCAACGGCAUUCGCCUCACCCAGGACCACUUCAACCACAACCACAGCCACAGCCCGCACAGCCCGCACAGCCACCCACACGGCCACAAUGGGGGCGUCUAUGCCAAGCCCUGCGAUGCGAUGGCCGAGCCGGGCUAUAUCCACAACAACUCGCACUACUCCCUGCCCCUGGAUCACGAUUUACCGCCCAGCCCCACGCCCACACCUCCACCACCGGCCCUGCCUUUGCGCAAUGGCGUUGGCAUGGCCCUGAUCCAUGGCAACACAACCGGACGGCGAUCCUUCAACAGCAACAACAACAACAAUGUGGCUACUCUGUCGAACAACAAUCAUGGUGUAGGUGGAGGAGUGAUCCUGGCCAGCGGCAGCAACAACAACGGCAGUCUGCGUCGCUAUCACUGAUAUACGGGGAAGACGUGCGGCACCCUGGGCCGCACCUUUAAGCCGAAACCCAAUCCGGACAUUGAGCUGUACCAUUUCUACAAGGGUUGAGUUUGAGAGGAUGAGCAGGAGCCGGAGCAGGAGCAGGACCAGGAGCAGGAUAAGGCCUCUUGCGGAUGACGAUUUAUGUGUUAUUCUACCUACGAUCUGUGGAUCCAUUCUAUGAUCUAAUUUAUCUAAUUGUAUAUUCUUAUGUUACGUGUAUUCAGGCGAAAGCAUUUUGUAUAAAUUAGCAUUUAGUUGAGUGAUUAUGAGGAGGGGGAAAAGCGCAGCGCAGCAGCAGCAGGGAAAACCAAGUGUAAAUACAAGAGCGCGCACGGUUUGGCAUUCACUGGAAAGUGGCAGGGAAGCCAGCAGCAGCAGCAGCAGCAAGAAAAAUGUCACAAAAACAGCAACGAGCCGGCGCCCUGCCAACUCUCCUGAAAUGUCAUUUCAUUUGCAUCCAGUGAUCUUAACUAUUAAGUUCUGCUUAAAUUACAAACAAACAAAGAAAAACACUUAAAUUCGUGUAAAUAAUUAGAAGCUUUUUCGAGGAAAAAAUGGGAGAACAAAAUUUACGGAAAUUUCACUAACGAAAAAUGCAAUUUCAUAAAAAUACUUACAUUUAAUUUACGCGCUUAAGCACCAGUCACUAAAACUAUGUAUGUAUCUAGACUAAAUUAUCACCGUAAAAUAAUCAAAAG
Drosophila guanche is the source of this 4229-nucleotide messenger RNA. It is a transcript of the gene caps, whose product is annotated as carboxypeptidase N subunit 2. Gene Ontology annotation, molecular function: protein binding. Gene Ontology annotation, cellular component: plasma membrane. The transcript has 5 exons. Lineage: Eukaryota; Metazoa; Arthropoda; Insecta; Diptera; Drosophilidae. The record is from RefSeq and is a predicted model, not a curated record.